Adineta ricciae is the source of this 3561-nucleotide messenger RNA. Lineage: Eukaryota; Metazoa; Rotifera; Eurotatoria; Adinetida; Adinetidae. The record is from the annotation of a GenBank genome assembly.
AUGGAUUAUUUAGACGGUAGACAUAGAUCAAAAACCGCUCCGUACUUAGAAGUUUCAUCUGAUGAUGAAAUAAUCUUAUAUCGACAAGGUGUAACAACCAAAAAUGCUCGUAUCCAAACUUCAUUCACACCAGAUGAAAACGAUUAUCCUCGACGACAUGUCAAAAGUAAAAAUGCUCGAGUACAAACGAUGUUAACAGCAGCUGAAGUUGAUGAUCAAUCAAAUGACUUCCAUCGAUACUCACGAAAUAGAGAUCCACCCGUUUCAUCUGAUAAACUUGUUGAUGAACAAAGAGAUCAGAUUCAAGCACCACCAAUUCGAGGACAACGAGUGCUUGUCGAUGAACCAGAUGCAGACCCCAGUAAAAAAGCAACCGAAGAUAGUCCGAAAGACGUAUCAAUUGUAGAAAUGGAGCCAGUAAAUCCUAUUGCUGGAUAUGCUGAAGAGCCUCUUGUAUCCCUUGUUGAAGCAUGUGAACCACUAACUGAUCUUCUACAUAAUGUGUCAUUCUAUGUUGAAUUAGCAUUGAGUAAAACACCUGAUGCUCCACCGGAUGAUUUAACAAUCGAUGAGAGUGCUGCAAUUCGUCUUUACACAAUCGAAUGGGAUCAUCCACAUCGAAGUCUUUAUUCCAUGGUAAAUUUUCACUUGAAAAAUCUCGAUCGAGAAAAGCUUUUACCCUAUUACAAAUAUUUGAAAUUGUUCAUAACUGCUCUUGUUAAAUUACCGUGUGUUCCACCGUUGACUGUUUGGAGAGGUGUAACAAAGAACUUAAGUAAAGAUUUUCAACAUGGCACAAGCAUCACGUGGUGGGCAUUUUCGUCAACAACAAGUGAAAUGACUGUACUGGAAAACAAUAUGUAUUUAGGUAACCGAGGUGAUCGAACAUUGUUUUCAGUUGAAGCGAUCAAUGGUCGAACCAUCAAAGCACAUUCACACUUUGUUACAGAAGAUGAAAUUUUACUUUUACCGGGUACUCAUAUGGUCGUUCAGUCACAACUUUCGCCAGCUGCUCAACUUUUUAUUAUUCAUUUGAAGCAAGUUAUUCCGGAAGAGACAUUACUCGAACCACCCUAUCCAGGUGCACAUAUUUAUCCGAAAAUCAGCCGUCCUUGGUAUCGGAAGAAGAGAUUUAUGAUUCCGUUCUGUGCGUUGGCCAUUUUGAUCAUCGUUGGGGUUGUUGUGGGUGUUGUACUAGGGACAAAAUCAAAUACUAAAUCAACACUGAUUAAAUGUACAAGUCCGUUUCAAGCGAGUGACUUUUACAACACUGGACGAUCGCCAAGUUCUUUAGUAGUAGGACACUUUACGAAUCUUCAACAACUCGAUAUCGCGGUGUCCAACACGAAAGAUAAUAACGUUGGUCUCUUAGUUGGUGACGGACAUGGAAGUUUAAAUAUUGCUCGAGGCGACACUGGUGCGUCGCCUGUGGCAAUGGCAUCGGGCGAUUAUAAUGGUGAUGGUCUUAUGGAUAUAGUCGUAGCAAAUCGUGAUGAUAACACCAUUCGUGUGUUGAUUAACAAUGGGAACGGAGGACUUACGGUGGGGAACGACUAUGACGCAGGCCAAUCGCCAUUUUGUAUUGUUGCUAAUGACUUCAAUGGCGAUGCAAAACUGGACGUGGUAGUUCUUGAUCAAUAUGAAAACUAUGCUCGGUUAUUCGUAGGUGCUGGUGAUGGGUCACUUUCACUUUGGAACACAUUUUAUGUGAAUCCUAAUCCAUCGUCGAUAGCAGUAGGUCUCUUUAAUGAUGAUAAUAUAUUAGAUUUGGCAGUAACUAACACGUAUGAUAAUAUUGUCUCAGUUUUGAUUGGUCAGAGAAAUGGUACUUUUCAAUAUCCAGUUACAUAUGGUCUUAGUUACUCACCGUAUAUGGUCAUAACGGACGAUUUUAAUAAUGAUUCCUUCUUGGACCUUGCUGUGACGAUUCAAGUCGAUGGCACUGUUAACGUCCUACUUGGCAAUGAAAAUGGAACUUUUAAUUAUCCUAAAGUAUCGUACGCAACCUAUUAUCCAUCCUUUUUAGUAUCCGGGUAUUUUGAUAAUGAUACGAAAUUGGAUUUAAUUGUAGCGUCCACAUACGGUGGAUAUCUCAACAUUUUGUUUGGAAAUAACGAUGGAUCAUUUGGAUAUCCAUAUCAAGGUGGUAGCGGGUACUAUUACUACGGUAGCGGAUCGUAUUCUGGCAGUGGCAGUGGCAGUGGCAGUGGCAGUGGCAGUGGUAGUGGUAGUGGUAGUGGUAGUGGCAGUGGAUCAUCCGGAGAUGGUAGUGGAUCAUCUGGAGAUGGUAGUGGAUCAUCUGGCAGUGGUAGCAGGUCAUUUGAAGAUGAUAGUAGCUCAUAUAAAGCUGCAUCUAGUACGCCAACAUAUACAUCAAGUGGAACAGUAUAUGUUGGAUAUAACCCAACGGCUGUCGUGGUAACUGACUUUGAUGAUGAUGGACAUUCAGAUUUUAUAGUAACCAUCUCUAAUGAAAAUAAAGUGAAGAUCUUUCUUGGCACAGGAUAUGGUGCUUUUACUGAACAGUAUUCUUAUGGUACAGGUUCAUAUCCGUCAUCUAUAAUCUUGGGACCUUUAAACAAAGAUAAGGCACUAGAUUUAGCAGUGAGCAAUCAAUAUGACAACACGAUUAGUAUUUUAUAUAAUUAUGGCGAUGGCGUAUUUCGUACUCCGUUAACAUAUAGUGUUGGCGUAGCACCAGACUCUCUGGUAACCGCUGAUUUCAAUGGCGACCAAAAAUUAGACCUAGCGGUAAUUAACACCAAUAGCACUAGUUUCAGCGUUUUAAUCAGCAAUGGAUCAGGUAUAUUUCUCGAUGCCGUCAACUAUUUACUCAAUAACACUCCGAUAGCUAUAGUAACAAGUGAUUUGAACGAUGAUAAUAAACUAGAUAUUGCAGUGAUUAUUGUAGCUGACAAUCACAUCAAAGUAUUUCUGGGUGACGGCACUGGAGUCUUUCACAAAGGAGGUGACAUCGUAGUUGACAGUAGACCGAUAUCUUUCAUAUCCACUGAUUUGAAUGGUGACAAAAACAUCGAUCUGGUGUUUGUUAAUCCAGGGAAUAAUAGUAUCAGCACUUAUCUGAGUGAUGGCCGUGGACAUUUUCAGCACAAGGCGGAUUAUUUCGUCGGUAAAGCACCAUCGUCGACAGUGUCAAGUGACUUGGAUAAUGAUAGUUUCCUCGAUUUAGUAGUUACUAACUAUGGUCGAAAUACUGUAACUAUUCUUUUUGGCAGAGGCGAUGGAACAUUUUCUCAACAACUAAAUCAAACAGUUGGCAAAUAUCCUAGUAAGGCGACAACGGCAGAUUUAGAUAAUGAUGGAUAUUUAGAUGUGAUCACGAUUAAUUACGGUGAUAAUACCAUCAGUGUUCUAUUGGGGAAUGGAAAUCGAACGUUUUCGUCGCAGGUUAAAUAUGCAACUGGUGUUCAACCAAGUGAUAUUGCGAUUGGGGAUCUGAAUAAAGACAACAAGAUCGAUGUAAUUGUUACGAAUAGUCAAUCGGAAAAAGUAUCCGUGUUUUUGAACAAAUGUAGCAAUGUUACAGCCACUACUUCAUAA